GCCUUUUUUUGCCAUUUGGUUGUAUCAUUGUUUUGUGACCUUUUGUAUUAGUGAUGGCUCAGAUGAAUAUGGCGGCUAUGAUAUAGAGAUGGUCGGGUUUCAAUUUUUUCGAACCCGAACCCGACCCGAACCCGAGAGCUUGAAAAUUGAAAAACCCGAACCCGACCCGAGCCCGACAUUAAAAAAAUUGAAAAACCCGCACCCGACCCGAGCCCGAAAAUUUUAAAAUUAGAAAACCCGGACCCGACCCGUACCCGAGAAUGAAAAUUUUAUAAAACCCGAACCCGACCCGACCCCGAGAAUUUUAAAAUUUGAAAACACGAACCCGACCCGAACCCGAAAAUUUUUAAUUUGAGAAACCCGAUCCGAACCCAACUUGCUAGUACGGAGAAUCCUCCAAAGAUCUCAAAGAUUUUUAAUUUUAGACACCCUAGCUCAUCUUCGAGUAGUAGAAUCACUCGAAUUUGAAGUAGCACCAUACGCGUUGAGUUAUAUCUGCCUAUGGCAAAACGAAUCACUGGCGAGUAGAAUCCGCAUAUUUAUUUGCUAUUAUUGAAUGUCGAAUUUGUAAUGUUAUGAGAAACUUACAAAUCGUCGAUAUCUUAACCGGAAAGUAGGAUAAAUCGGUGGCUAACUCAUGGGGAAGCAAAAAACUUAAUGGUGACAGUUUCAAACUACCUUGCCCGUACCUAAUCAAAAUUUCUAAUUUUGUAUCAAAAACCAUUCCUGCAAGGCAGUUUUAUAUGAUUUAUCACAUGUAUUAAAUUAGCUAUGGUAAUAGGCCACAGCAGUACCACCAAAUUUGUGAUUUCAAUAUAUGGAAAUUGAUAAAUCGUCCCCGGGUACAACGCCCUUUUUUGUCAAUGGUUGAAAAGCAUCUCGUGGAUCGCAACUAUGCCAAAAAUAUAAAUCGUGCUGCAUUAAAAUUUAAUUACCAUUUUAUUUUAUAUUUUCGUUUAAAAUAUACAUUGGCAAAUCUUAUCCCUAGAAUGGUUUUGUGGGGUACAUUUGUACCCCAGAGCUAUUUGCACUCAUUGUUAUUCCGCCACAGUUUAUUUUAACUGCAAGCAAUCUUUAUCAUCAAUCAAUUUUAUUAUUAUUAAACUUCCAUUAAAGCAGGUACAACCUAUUUGUUGCAUUUGACCAACUUAACAGUACCCGCUUAAAGUUUGUUAAAGUACAAAACCGUUUACGUAAAUGUUUUGUCAUGUGUACAUAAUCCCGAAAACAUUAUAUCUUUUUUAAAAGCUAAACAUCGAUACAUAGUAAGCGAGAAACUUGUGUAAAAUUUUAUGUUUUAGAAUAAAACUAUCCAAUUUAAUUAUAAAUUUAAUAAAAAUUAGGCAUAUUAGAGCGACUGUAGUUCUGGGGUACGAAUGUAUCCCAAAAAACCGGUUACUUAGAGAAAAAAUCAUGAAACCGUUGUAGGGUUAGUGGACAAUUAUUAUUCAAUAUAGCCACCAUACUACCAUCUCUCUGUCAAUACGACCAAUCAGGAGCGGAUCAAUAGAUUGGUGUUUAUUAUUUCUACUUCCCGUAGAUUUCUAGUCGCUUUGCUUUAGAUACAAUUUGCUGUACACUUCAGCCGAGUUUUACGCGUUUACUCAGACCGCGGCCUACGUAUCGGUUUUAAAGUACCUGUCGAAAUUAAUAUUUUGAAACAGAAAGUUGAACCAAUAUUUUCCGAUAAAUUCCUAUUAACUUGAUUUAUUACUAAUUAUCAUAAAAAAUAAAUCGCUGAGAUUUUAGAUGUGAAACACGUAUUGUUGAAUGAUCUCUCAUGAAUAUUCUUUUAAAAAUUAAAAUACGACGAAUUCUAGCGAUUUAAAAGUCUUCCAUUCGUAUCACGAAGUAUAAAAAGAGACUGGGUUUUGUACAUAGACGCAAACAGCGUCAAGAAAUGGUUGGGUAGUUUUGUUCAAAACCCGAACCCGACCCGACCCCGACAAUUUCUAAUUUGAAAACCCGAACCCGACCCGAGCCCAAAAGUUCAAAAUUUUAAAAACCCGGACCCGACCCGAGCCCGAGAAUUUCAAAUUUGAAAACCCGGAACCCGACCCGAACCCGAGAAGCUUAAAUUUAUAGAACCCGAACCCGACCCGAAACCCGUCGGGUUUGGGUCGGGUCCGGGUUUCGGGUCUAAAGACCCGAACCCGACCAUCUCUACUAUGAUAGAGCCAUACCGCCAAGGAGCAUCCUUUUCCGAUUGGGUGGAACGUCUUGGUUACUUUUUCGCUAUGAGCAAUGUGGCGGAGGAUGCAAAGAAAUCCCAUUUCAUAACCCUUAGCGGGCCAUCGGUGUUCUCGGAACUUAAAUUGCUUUUUCCAAAUGCUAGUCUAACCGAUAUUUCAUACGAAAUUAUGAUUGAAAAACUUAAAGCAAGGUUUGACAAAGUUGAAUCUGAUAUUAUACAGAGAUUUAAAUUUAAUAAUCGGAAGCAACAUCCUGAUGAGUUUGCGGAGGAUUUUGUCCUUGCGAUAAAACUUCAGGCAGAAUUUUGCAAUUUUAAAAAUUUCAAGCAUGAAGCGAUUCGGGAACGUAUUGUUGCUGGUCUGAGGGAUGAAGCCCUUCAGCAGCGUUUGUUGAAUGAACAAAAUUUAACCCUUGAAUCGGCAGAAAAAUUAUUUGCUACUUGGGAGAUGGCAGGGGCCAACGCUAGAUCUUUGGGAAUCGGUGUCAAUGCUGGUCAGAUUGCUUCUUUUAAUAAUGACUUUAAGAGGCCGCGCCCUUCCACUCUUGAAAAACUUGCUAAAACGUUGGCAAAUGCUAAGGCGGGUGAUCGACCUUCUCGACCUGCAGGAACCAGACAAUCGGUAAAAACCCGAUUGGGAUUUCAACCAUAUUACUACAAUGGAGAACAGGAGGACAAGCAUAAAAAUUUUGCAGGUUUUCGCCCGGCUGAAUGGAGGGCUGGACAGGAUCGCUAUCGUAGCGAGAGUCGUGUCUGCGACUUCUGCGGAAUAAGAGGACAUUUGAAGAGAAAAUGUUUCAAAUUGAAAAAUCUACGCAGGGAUACGGUUCAAUUCGUAGAUUCUAAAGCAGGACCAAGCAGUUUAAGUGAGCUGUUCAACCGUUUGGAAACGAAUGCUUCGGACGAUGAUGACGAUAACGACAGGAAUGAUUCAGAUUCUUGUUGGAAGCGUCGUGGUCGUAGCCCAUCGAACGCAACUGCGUGUAGUCAAGGAGGGUGUUGAGAUAGCACGACCGAAUGUUGUUAUUUCCGCAUCAACGCAGCAUCCUAUAAUGGCUCCAGUGCAGGAAGACAGCGAACUGGAGUUCAGGGGAUUCCCUGAGAUCGAAACGAGAAGAGGAACAAAAAGGAAAACCGAAGCGGUGAACUCACCACUUCGACAACUCAGGCGUUCUAAGAGAAUGAGGACUAAAAAGGUGGAUAAUGUUUUCGUCUACGAAAAAAAAUUAAGUUGAAUUUAAUAGUAAUGAAUUAUAGAAAAGCUAAGUUAAAUGCUAAAAUAUAGUUAAGUUCAAAACAAAAAUAGGAUAAGAAACAAAAUUAUACUAUGAGUUAUAAGAAAGUUGAUUAAUAUCAAUUUCGGAUUCUAUAUAGCUGAAUGUUUUCAGUUUUCGAAUUUUAAUUGAAUUGCAUUUUCGUUAGGGGGAAGAGCUGUUACAUCAGCAACAUUAAGUUGCUUUUUCGUACAGUGUAACAAAAACUGUUAUACAAUGUUUUUACUAUAAAACAUGUCUAAAUGAAUUUACGGUGUUCACUGACACCAAUACCAAUUCAGACCUAGCUUAAAAGCAUCUAGAAAAUAUAGAGCUGGUCUCAGUUUACUAUCAACUUAC
Topomyia yanbarensis is the source of this 3804-nucleotide messenger RNA. RefSeq lists its product as uncharacterized. The record is from RefSeq and is a predicted model, not a curated record. Bases 2169 to 3194 code for a protein of 341 amino acids. Lineage: Eukaryota; Metazoa; Arthropoda; Insecta; Diptera; Culicidae. Gene Ontology annotation, molecular function: nucleic acid binding; zinc ion binding. The transcript is spliced from 2 exons.